Fusarium graminearum PH-1 is the source of this 606-nucleotide messenger RNA. RefSeq lists its product as uncharacterized. Lineage: Eukaryota; Fungi; Ascomycota; Sordariomycetes; Hypocreales; Nectriaceae. The coding region runs from base 1 to 606 and encodes 201 amino acids. The transcript has a single exon. The record is from RefSeq and is a predicted model, not a curated record.
AUGGAACCAGGCAGAAAACCGGGAACUGGGGGGACCGUGUUCUAUGAAUGGUGUGGGUGCUGGGGCCUGUACUGGAAGGUACGUACCGUGUCAACCGGGUCUGACAGCAAGAUCCCCGACAUGUCAGGGACGAUGGAGACCACUGUAAGCCACUGUAUUCCACAUUAUGAGCCCACUGUAAAGACGCUCCAAGCCCCUAAAUCCAGGACAAGCACCCUUGAAAGAACUUGGGUGAGCGCUGUGAGUCGUUGGAUUGGGGCUGUCUGGAGCCCCGGAGACUGGCUGUCAAGUAACGCCGCCCGUUACCAGGAUCGGUGGUCGGGGAGCCGACUAGUGAGGAGAGAGGACGCGUCAGCUCUUUUCUUGGUGGUGCAAGCCAAGGAGUUGGAGCCAAGGGCCAAGGAGGUGGAUAACUCAUUGAGGCAGCGCCGUACAAUACGGAACGAAUCAAGGGCCGACAUUGACGACCGAGCCUCUCAGAAAACAGCACAGAGUACCCACCAUGAACCUAUCCCUGCUUCGCUAUCAGAGGGGUGCGAAAGACGAGACUUACUCAGAAGGGAAGACAGAAAGCGAAACGAACCAGCAGAGAGGUCUGCGGACUGA